Molecule: messenger RNA, 1600 nt
Organism: Manduca sexta (tobacco hornworm)
Lineage: Eukaryota; Metazoa; Arthropoda; Insecta; Lepidoptera; Sphingidae
Exons: 2
Coding region: 285-1103 (272 amino acids)
Biological process (GO): regulation of transcription by RNA polymerase II
Cellular component (GO): nucleus; transcription regulator complex
Source: RefSeq, a predicted model, not a curated record
CCGCGCCAGACGGGUCACGAGGCGCACCGCCGCCGCUCCGCUCAACGGAAAUAAACUUAUCACGUGUUUUAAACCUUUAUAUUGUUAUAUAGACAAACCAAAUAGCAUUCCUUUAGCGCAUAAAUGCGGCUGUGUAUAUUUUCAAUGUUUUUUUGGACUUGGCUGCUAUCAACGUCGUAGGAAACCAAGGUUAGGGCAUCGUAAGUGGAUUGUUGGUGUUCAAUGUAACAGUUGAUAAGAAAGCCGCAGUCACGUCACGCUCGGCGCGACGGGACCUGUCCAACAUGGACAUGGAACGCCUCAUAGAAUGCGUAAAGCGACACACGUUCCUCUACGACGUGUAUCACAAAGAGUACAAAAACUUUAACCUCAAAACAACUAUCUGGGAGUUGAUAGGAAGGGAGCUAAAUCAAAGUGGUGAAGCCGUUAAAUCCAAAUGGAAAUCAAUACGAGACGGAUACACAAAGUAUAAAAAACAAAUGAGUAAAUCAGGAUCCAACAAGAAAAACAUUAGUUAUCUAUGGAGUUCCCAAUUAAGCUUCUUGGAUAAUUUUAAGCCCCCUAACACUUACUUGUUGCCUGAACCUACGGCGUCCCCUUCCUCGUCCUACAUCCAACCAACUAGAGAAUUUGAAUUAUCGCAAGACUUUAUGCCACUAUCAUCUAAUUUAUCCCCACUAUUAACACAAUUAGAAACGCCAACACCAGAAAUAGUAAAUAUAGCUUCAUCAUCUAGAUCAACUUGUCUGAAUGAAGAAGCACCGUUGCGAAAGAGAAAGAGGAAAGUGGACCACGCGAACAAAGUUCCCAAACAUUUAAAUAAAAAGAAACGGAAGGUGGACGGUAUUGACCACCUGUUCCUCAGUUAUGCUGACACGUUUAAAAAAUUUCCCCCGCGGGAACAAGCUUUACUAAAACUAGAACUAGCCAAACUUUUUUCUAAUACGGAGUUGAAACUGUUACAACACAAUUCUGAUGAAUCCCAGGCAUCGUCGCCUGCGCAUUCAAACAGUAGUUCAGUUGAUAACACAACACUGCAAGAAAUCAUUGAAAAUACCAAACAGCCCACGGAAUAUUUCACUGAGAUAAAAAAAGAAGAAUGAAAUUCUUAAAUUAUACGUUUUAAAAUAUAUGGUAUUGUAUUAUCGUGGAUCAAAAUAAAUUGUUACGUAUAUUAUUGUAUACUUGUAGUUAUUGGAACAUUAUAAGAUUUGCAUACUAUAAAAUAUUUUUGUUAAAGACUCCCGAGGACUGGGGAACUACAGGUUCAUAACCGUAUUGAUGGAUAAGAGGUUAAGCGUGUGAAUAAUUGUUAAUUUAGUAUUAUCAUCGAUUGAUUACAGUCUGACUGUGACGAUAAAUCUAUUCACAAGCAAUAUUUCUGUAUUCCCUCGGUAAUGUGCAACUAUUCUAAGUACUUUUGUGUAACGACCAAGUUGUGUGACGAUGUCUGUACCUAGGUAUAUAAGUGUCAAUUAUAUUUUUUGAUUUUAAUAAAAAUGUUAAUAACAAUGGAUUCUGUUUUUCUGUUUACAGAAAUCCGUUUAUAAAAUGUACUUUAGAAUAGUUUAAACUUAUCUCAAAUAAACAAAUGAGUUAU